CCAGGCCACACUUUCUCCGACAGCAAGGCUCGGCAGCCGUCGACAUGUCAGCCUGCCCAUUGUUGACGCUACACUGGCUGCAGCGGUUUGAUCAGAGCGCGUACGCUCGUAGCCAGCCGAGCCCAUGCACUGCCUCAAGUCGUCCCGAUAGCACCAUCUCGGGCUCGUCGGCGAUCCGUCUGCCCGUAGAGAUAGCAGAGGAGAUCAUCGAGCAUCUUGUCUACGGGGAUGAGGCACCUUCCAAGCAAUUGGCUACCCUCGCGCUUGUCUGUCGCGAGUGGCGAGUCAUCGUACAGGAACGCUAUCUUUUUGGCCGGCCGGUUCUCUUGUCAGAUAAUGCCCUGGUCAGGUACAACGCCGCCUUGGAUACGUUCUCGCACAAGGUCGCCGAUAUGCUCAUUGAUUUGACCUAUACGAAUCGUUUCAUCUUAUCAUACGCACGGCCUCAGCCAGGCUCAUACUGCACCCUCGUACUCAACCAGAUCCUAUGUCGGGCGCACAAUCUACGCAGACUGCGCCUGAGAGGACGUGAGGGCGGCACAUGGACCAAAGGAUCCUGUGCGAUCCUCGCAUCCGCAUGUCCACUCAUCGACGAGCUCGAGCUAGACACUGUCAUCGAGAGCACAGACGCAUCCCUCAGUGCCACCCUCGAGCUCUUUGGCAGUGCAGCCUUGCGCUUGCUCAAGCAUCUGACCAUCAGGAGCGCUGCUGCCUUGCACGUCGAGCCUGUCCCACUUUGCACGCGUCUACCUGUGCCAAAGGGACUGUAUAAUCUGCAAAGUAUCGUCUUGACCAAUCUCUUCGUACUCGCCGACGAUAUUGGCUACCUUGUCAGCUGCUUUGCAGACAGCCCGGUCAGCAGAAUCGAGAUCCGAGAUGUCUCCUGGGCGCCCACUACUUUGCCGCCAAGUUGGCCGCUGCGCAGUGCUUGUCUGACGACCAUCUGUCCAAUGUUGCGCGACGACGUUCUGCUGCCUUUCAGCGAGCUCGAGGACGUCACACUUUCGGCCAUGACGAUCCCGCUUAUCUAUCAUUGUCAUCCUCAAGCAAAUAUCAAGCGUAUUACGUUCGACUUUAAUCCUCUUCGUUCGCUCACUGUCUCGACUGUCGAAUUGGCACUGUCCACAACACCAAGCAAGGCUGCUCGCCCGCCGAAACUCGAAUAUCUACACCAUGAAAAAUUGUCCGUUCGUAAUCCAAUAAAUGAUUGUUGA
Molecule: messenger RNA, 1214 nt
Organism: Mixia osmundae IAM 14324
Lineage: Eukaryota; Fungi; Basidiomycota; Mixiomycetes; Mixiales; Mixiaceae
Exons: 3
Coding region: 45-1214 (389 amino acids)
Molecular function (GO): protein binding
Source: RefSeq, a predicted model, not a curated record